UUAAUCUGUCAUGCCAAUAACACUUAAUAUAAUCAUAAAAUUAUAUUUACUAAUUAUAAUUACAAUGUCCGCCCACAGCAGACCGGGGGCGGGGCUUGCUACUGCGUGUUCUUGUGCAUCGUAAUAUAAACAAUCGCGCUAAGUUUGUAAGAACAAUGUUUAAAUUUUGUCACUGUUUUAGGGCCUUUCUCAUAAUUAUUUUAGUAUUUGCUCAGAUUUAUUUGAGCUGAGAGGUUGAGAAGUAUUGUGCUAAGCAUAAUACAAAGUUCAAUACUUGUUAUACAGCUCAAACAAUAUACUCUAAUGUGUUUACUUGAACCAGGAUAAUCGACUAAACUUAUUAAAACAAUCUUCUCACCUUAAAAGUACAUAAAAAGUUACGCGCUGAACGUCAUUACGUUUGAGCCACGUGAUACCAGGACGUUCCUAGGUCCUUUGCACUCUUAGGAACUAGCCACUACCCUCUCGGAAGAUCUGUUGCUGUGGGAAAGAUUAACUGGCUGGCACGGAGUCUCACAGACCACUCCACGUCUUCUGUGGGCAUUUUUAACUAGAUGGGCAAGAAAAGCAGAGUGAAAACCCAGAAGUCUGGGGGUGGAGCUACAACCGUGGUGUCCCCCAAAGAAAUGAUGAGCCUCGUUAAUGAACUCCUGCAGAAAUGCAGUAGUCCAGCUCCUGCUCCUGGAAAGGAAUGGGAAGAAUAUUUACAAAUACGAUACCUGGUUGAGAAGAUUCGCAAAAAACAAAAAGGUUUGUCAGUUGUCUUUGAGGGAACAAGAGAAGAUUAUUUUCCGGACCUGAUGACAUGGGCCAAAGAAAAUGGUGCUUCUUCAGAAGGGUUUGAAAUCGCAUACUUUCCACUGGAAGGGUAUGGUUUGAAGGCAGCAAGAGAUAUUAAGAGUGAAGAAUUGUUUCUUUGGAUACCUAGAAGGAUGUUGAUGACUGUUGAGUCAGCUAAAAAUUCUGUAUUAGGUCCAUUGUACUCUCAGGACAGAAUCCUGCAAGCUAUGGGAAAUAUCGCCUUGGCAUUCCAUCUCCUUUGUGAGCGUGCAGAUCCAAACUCCUUCUGGCAACCCUAUAUUAAAACUCUUCCUAGCGAUUAUGCAACUCCGCUUUACUUUGAAGAGGAAGAAGUCCAGUACCUACAGUCAACACAAGCUAUUCAUGAUGUCUACAGCCAGUACAAAAACACGGCUCGCCAGUAUGCAUACUUCUACAGAGUUAUCCAGACCCAUCCAAAUGCCAGCAAACUGCCCUUGAAGGAUUCAUUCACUUUUGAUGACUACAGGUGGGCUGUUUCUUCUGUUAUGACACGACAAAACCAAAUCCCAACAGAAGAUGGUUCACGGGUUACCCUGGCAUUGAUACCGUUAUGGGACAUGUGCAACCACACUAAUGGACUGAUUACUACGGGGUAUAAUUUAGAAGAUGAUCGCUGUGAAUGUGUGGCAUUGCAGGAUUACAGUGCUGGGGAACAGAUCUAUAUUUUCUAUGGUACUAGAUCAAAUGCAGAAUUUGUGAUCCACAAUGGCUUUUUCUUUGAUGGAAAUGCACAUGACAGAGUGAAAAUAAAACUUGGAGUAAGCAAAAGUGACCGGCUAUAUGCAAUGAAGGCAGAGGUCUUGGCUCGUGCUGGCAUCCCAACUUCCAGCGUGUUUGCUUUACACUGCAGUGAUCCACCAAUUUCUUCACAGCUACUGGCUUUCCUGCGAGUAUUUUGUAUGAGUGAAGAUGAACUGAAGCAUCAUUUGAUGGGGGAGCAAGCAAUCGAUAAAAUAUUCACCUUGGGAAACUUCGAGUUUCCCGUUAGCUGGGAUAAUGAAAUCAAACUCUGGACAUUUCUUGAAACAAGAGCAUCCCUUCUCUUAAAAACCUAUAAAACAGAUAUCAAGGAGGAUAGCUCUUUAUUAGAGAACACUGAUCUGUCUUUCCCUGCAAGAAUGGCCAUCAGUCUACGUUUAGCUGAGAAGGAGAUCCUAGAAAAAGUUGUGAAGAGUGCAGUAACUAAAAGAGAGCAUUUUGAGAAACAUCUUAAGGAAGGAACCCCACUCCCCAAAUAUGAAGAAAAUAAUAUUGCCUUGCUGGAAAACACUGUAACAGAUUCUAAGCUUCCUAUUGUGUUGAGACAGUUGGAUGGGGAAGCAGAUGAGGAUAGUGAGAUGUUAAAUGUUAUUACUGAAGUCGAUGGCCCCAGUAGUGAACUUAUAAAUGGAAAGGACUUUGUUCCUAAUGGCAGUCAGUCUAAAAGUGAUACUCAUCUAGAUCCAAAGGAAACUGGCAAAAAGUCAGCAGAUGCCAAAGAAUCUCUUGCAGAGGGCAUUGAAGAGCGUAAAUAACAGCAAAACAUGCCUGUUGUGAUCUCUGAAACGGAAGUUGAUAGAACUUUAUGAACAUUAAACUUAACGUUGCGUGCAGUUGAUACGCCUGUUUAAACAAAAACAUAGUUACCUGCUGCUUCUAAGUAAGAAAAGUAAAUUCCUAUUUUUUUAAGGACAGUUGAAUAUUUAAUGUCCCGUUUCUGUAAACAAAUCUUCAUCGCCUUUUAAAUAGAAUGUCCACGUUAUAUUUUCAGUUUGUUUUGUUGAAAAGAACUGCACCAGUUUUAGGAAGAGAUGUUUUAUGCCACUGCAGGUUUGCAAAUGCUGAAGAAUAAGGUGUUUGCGUUUUUCCGUAAUAAUGACAUUUAAGAAAUUCAAGGAAUAUAUUCCUAUUUGUGUGCCUCUUUUUGUGCAAGGAAGUAUGUGUCAGCACAGUGUCUCGUUUACUUUACCCAAGGAAAACAAAAAACAGCAAGAGAAUGGACGUGAGUUGAGGUUGCAUUACAACUCUGUGAUGCAACAUUUUGAUUUCUGUGAUCAUCAGUAGUGCAGAUUCUUAUUUUCUGCAGAUUUUGUAUAUAUUUGAAUUCCAAAUUUUAAAAUGCAUAAAGGUUCAUUCCAGUUACUAAAUGAACUCCUGUCUUCUUCACUUUAGUAGAAGUGGUGUUGCAGCAGGAAUAUCAGACUUGAAAAAAAUCUUAAAAUUUUUCAGAUCCCUUCCAUUUCACAAAAAUACCCAGCAGACUAAAUAAACUGCAGUCCAUCCAAAUGUCUAAGAAGUGCAUGCUGAUAUGUGGGUGCCACUCUGUGCAUGUAAGAAUUAACAGAAAAUGGUGCAGUUAGUAAAACACUGCUGCUGUGUAUAUUGUCAGUCUUCUAAAGGAUACCAUGCGUCAUUCCAGAACAUGUUGUAUGAAAGGAAUUACAAGGCUGUUUUGGUUGGUAUUGCCAUUAAGUGAGUGAAUGACUGCUCAGGGAAGAGAGGUGGUAUGCUGGAUACAGAAUGAGUUUUCUCCUGUCACUUUCAAACUGUGACUUUACUGUAAAAGCCAUGUAGAGAUUAGUGAUUAUUCACCUUAAAUGGGAAACAAUUUUUUUUCUGUAAGCUAGCACAUUGACAGAGGGUUAUUAAAAUAGUUGCAUGGUUUAAUCUCAGUCUGCUUUUGCAGGAGUCUCUAAACAUGCUGAUUACUGCCUGCAUCUGAGCAGUGUAGCAGUAGGUCUUUUGUUGUUUUUGCCUGUGUAAAGAACACUCGAUAACCUGGAUGCACAUUUUGUUCCACAAAUCCAUUGCUUAAAUCCAUUUUCAUAGUUUGCACUUUGCAAAUUCAGCAGUUGCAACAAUUAUUUAACAAUACUAGUUAGUCUUUGUCUGUUGUGAUUUAAGGCCUUGUUAAACAUGGUUGGAAAAAGUGUAAAUUGCAGACCUGAUAUGCAGAACAUUCAGUUUUGCAGCUUAAAAGCAAAGCAGGUACUGAUUUGUGGUGCGUAAUUCAAGUCUACAGAAUUAAAUUUGUACAGAGGUUCCUAUGUACUAUGCAUUCUUUGUACCACAAUAUUGCACAUGUAUUUAAUUACUUAGUAGUUAACUGGAUAAAUGAUCUGGUGAAUGGCUGAAAUGAUGCCCCUUUCAGCCACAGACAACUAUAUAGUGGAGAAAAUGCAUAAAACAUGGGGAACAAAGUCCACAAAGACAAAAGUUGGAAUUCAGGAUUGAACCCCUGUAUAUUUAGCCAAGAGACUGAGAUCUUCCCAUACUUACAGCAUGCAGUGCUGCCCAGCUGGAGAUAGUUGCCACGUUUUGAUGGUACUCUGUGCAAUAAACUAUGAUGCUUUCUGUCACUCUCCAAUUGCAAAAUGCCCACAGGUAAGCCGAGAGAGAGAAUGCUAAAAUGCUAAUUUCUCAAAGGAAAUUACUUCUGUAAGACAGGCUGGUUUCAUUUUUGGCAGGUUUCUGUUAAAGUCCGUCCAUACUGUCUGUCAUUGCUCAUUAGUUUCAUAAAAUGAAUCAUUGUUAAAGUAUCUUAGCAUAACCUAUUAAAACAAAACCUUUCCCUGCAAACAUAAUCAUAAUAAUAAUGAUAAUGCAGGCCAGGGACCAUUUUUGAGAAGCAAAGAUUAUCUGUGCACUGUUAAGUCCUUGUUUAGGCUGUGUUUUGUUUGAAGUUGGAUUGAUAAAUAUGUGGAACAUUUUUCCACAAAGAUGAUGAUCUUAACAUGCUAAGAUGAUUAACUAAAUGCUCCCUCGCUAUUGAUACUAUAGCGGUACCAGCCUUAUCAUGUAUUAGUCGUUAUGCAACUUAUUUUUGAGCCAAAUAUUAAGCACCUUUCAAACUGCCAUUAAAACUGCACAGCUUAGAUAGGGGAAAUGCCAGUAGGUUUGCAUAUUUAAUGUUUGGACUCGCUAAUGUUUUCACUUGUUUUAAACUGCUGCAUAAGCACAAAGUCCCUCUGUAAAUUUGAUGUGCAGAACCAUUUCCGUACCUAAGCUAGUAGAGUAGGUAUUUUUCAUCUGUUGUGCUAUGUAAUUGACAUGGAUGGACUGUAGUGUGCUUAUGGAUUGCCGUUGCUCUACCAUAGUAAAUGGGCAUCAGUCCUUUUCUAGGACAAGGCUGAAUGAUUCUGAAUGUUGAGGUCAAUAUAAAGAAGAAAAAACAAAAAAUAAAAAUAAAAACCUGAAGACAA
This is a messenger RNA of Protopterus annectens (West African lungfish), 5003 nucleotides long. It is a transcript of the gene SETD3, whose product is annotated as SET domain containing 3, actin histidine methyltransferase. The record is from RefSeq and is a predicted model, not a curated record. Bases 555 to 2336 code for a protein of 593 amino acids. NCBI's taxonomy places the organism in Eukaryota, Metazoa, Chordata, Ceratodontiformes, Protopteridae. Gene Ontology annotation, molecular function: protein binding; histone H3K36 methyltransferase activity; transcription coactivator activity. The transcript has 14 exons. Gene Ontology annotation, biological process: peptidyl-lysine trimethylation; actin modification; peptidyl-lysine dimethylation.